GUCCGUAUUCGCUAUGAUGUCGCGACUAGUGUACUUAUUUUUGUUUCUUGUGUAUAAUUUCAAUAUCGCACUAGCAAAAAACCCUUCAGUUAUAAUAGUGGGUGCAGGACCUUCAGGAAUCGCUGCGGCAACAAAACUGUUAGAAAAUUCCGUUACUAAUAUCACAAUUCUGGAAGCGGAAGACAGAAUUGGUGGCAGGAUUCACACUGUGGAAUUUGGCGACACUUUUGUGGACCUUGGUGCUGAAUACUGCCACGGAGAAAAAGGAAAUAUUGUAUUUACACUAGCAAACAACUUGGGUCUGUUAGAGCACUCAGACCCUUUAAGCUCUGAAAACAACAAGAUCUAUGAUUCUAAAGGUUCCGCCAUCGAUUCCGAACUGGCUUUAGAAUUAAAAUCUACCUUAAAUACUUACGACGAUGUGGAUACCACCGGCAACGCGAGUUUGGGAGAUGCCUUUCUGAAGAAGUACAACGUGACAGUAUUAAAAAAAUACACUAACGAAGAACAAAAUCUUGAAGUUGCUACAGAUGCUAUUAAGAUGUUACAAGAUCUAAUCGUCAUGCAUGAAGGUUCUUUCACCUGGCAACAACCAGCGGCUGGAAGACACUACACGGCAUGUGAAGGUGACCAAGCACUAACCUGGAAGCGUGGCGGAUAUCGCAUUAUUUUGGACAUUCUUAUGAAAAGCUACCCAAAUCCUGACCAAAAACUUCCAAUUGAUGACAAAAUUCUCUUAACCAAAAAAGUUAAUAAAGUUAUUUGGAAUGACAACGGUGUGGUAGUCAGGUGUUCUGAUAAUUCUUCAUUCACAGCAGAUCAUGUGAUAGUUACCACGUCUGUAGGAGUUUUAGAGAAAAAUAAAGCCUCUUUGUUUGAACCAUCUUUACCAAAAGAAAAAUUAAACGCAAUUGAAGCUACUGGAUUCAAUGGUAUAAUGAAGAUUAUUAUACGUUAUCCCCAGAAGUGGUGGAAGGACGAUGAUGUUAAUUUCUUUUUCUUAUGGCGGAAGCGAGACUUGUUUAAGAUUAUUGACGAAUUUCCAGAUGGACCGAGAAAAGAUGGCGUUUCUUGGGCUUCAUUUAUUUCUGCCAUAGUGAAAGUUCCAAAUAAUGCUAAUGUUUUUGUCGUAUGGGUCAGUGGUGAAUUAGUACCUGAAAUUGAAAAGGUUUCAGAAGAUGUACUGCUUAGAGGAUGUAAUUACGUGAUUAAGAAAUUUUUGGGCAAGGAUUACAAUGUCACCGAUGCGGAUAAAAUAUUAAGAUCUCAGUGGAACACAAAUCCAAAUUUCUUGGGUACCUAUUCUUACGAAAAAGUUGGUUAUUUUAAAGAGGAUUUUUCGUACCAAGCACAGUUGGCGGAACCAUUAGUUGAUAAUAAAGGCAAGCCUAUAGUCCUAUUUGCUGGAGAAGCUACACAUCCUACGUUGUAUUCAACCGUGCAUGGUGCUAUUAGCAGUGGAUUAAGAGAAGCAGGAAGAAUAAUGGACCUCAAAAAAUAAAAGUUAUAAGUCUAUAAGUUUAAUUUUUGUUAUAUACGCAUCGCACACAUUAUUUUUCUUUUUGUUUUGUAUAAGUAUGAAUUUUAAAGUUCCUAAAAGUGUUCCUUAAAUUUAUAAUAAGCCUUUUUAUUAAUAACAAUAAUGUUGUCAAAAUGAAAUUUCGUUACUUUACAAGCAUUAAGAGAUUUUUCGUUGAUUCAAAUUACAUACUUAAAACUGUGUAUCUACAUAGACGGUC
This is a messenger RNA of Zophobas morio, 1739 nucleotides long. Its product is annotated as spermine oxidase-like. The transcript is spliced from 3 exons. Lineage: Eukaryota; Metazoa; Arthropoda; Insecta; Coleoptera; Tenebrionidae. The record is from RefSeq and is a predicted model, not a curated record. Gene Ontology annotation, molecular function: polyamine oxidase activity. Bases 14 to 1501 code for a protein of 495 amino acids.